AUGUUUAACUGUGUAUCAUGUGAAAAAGUGUACGUUCAUAAGCGCAAUCUUAAUAGACACGCUAAAGCCCACGAUGGAUCGACGAAUUCGUGCGGGAUAUGCUUCAAGACGUUCACCUGGUGGGACAAACUCAGUAUCCACGUACAAAACUAUCAUAUGAUCGCUAAAAACACUCCUGAAUUCCACAGCGCUGUACGGACAACAGGCGGUGCAAUGGGUCGUGAAUCAGUCAUAAAAUGGGCACCCCACACCACUACACCGCCGCACGCUCAACCAGUUGUUCGGCCUCCGACACGGGUCAUCCCACCACACCGCCACCCCGCGACCACAUCUACCCCUGCGACCCGAACACCGGCUAUCGCCCUCCAAAUAUCGUCACCCGCCGCACAGCCAAUAGCUAACAGACCGGACACACGGUCACCCCCUGUCACCGAAGCGCACACUAGAUCGUGCUCACCCCCGUCCCCUCUACAAUGCGGCCCUCAUACCAAGAAUAGCCGACGAAAUAUCAAACGGAAAAAGACGCGAAUGGAUAAGGUUAAUACGCCCGGCUUUAUUGAGAUAGAGUCUUCGCUUAAUCGAUCGAUAGUGUGGUAUUUUAGGAAGAAUGUAGAAAACAUAGUCAGCUAUCGCGCGUUCCUCAACUCGAUAGAGUCGGAAUUAAUCGCGAAAUUACGCGAGUGCGUGCGUAUUAACCCCAUCAAAUUCAACCUGAAAUUGGAGGCCACGUACGUUAUACCCAACGUGCAAAAUUCGAUCCAAAAUCGUGCGUUUAAAACUUCGGCCCGAGAACUGUAUGUGCACAGCAAUGUAGAGGGUUUGAUCGAUCGCGACUUCACCUCGCUUCUUGCCAAAGAAGACUCUUACGCCGGUAAAUACAGUGGAUUCACCUUAUCGUGUAUCGACGGCUUACUCUUGGGCGUGUACGAGUACACGCCUAUGGGGGGAUCGUCGUACUUGCCGUUACCGGAAAGUAUUUUGAAUCGGAAGGCCGUUGUUAACCCUCAAAAUAUCGACCAGCAAUGUUUCAAGUGGGCGAUCCUCGCCAAACACGUACCGCAUGACAACCGCAGGCGAGUAGGCGCAAAUUAUUUACGCGAAGAGCACCGGUACGACUUUUCUGCGUUAUCGGUCCCCACACCCGUGUCGGAAAUAAAAUUAUUCGAAAGAUCGAAUCCGGGCACGACCGUAAAUUUAUACGGUAUAAGAAACUGCGAAAAAAAUAAAAAUAAUAAAACAAAAUCGAGCACUCAAUCUGUUGCGUACCCGCUGCGUGUCGCAGACAAAGAAAAGGCGGACCAUUUUGAUCUGUUACUGAUCGCCGGAAAGGAUGACGAGAAUCAUUAUGCGUAUAUUACGCAUUUUUCGCGUUUAGCCAGCCCGCAAAAAAAUAAUCGCGAGCAUCAGUUAUUUUUCUGUAAGCGAUGUUUUGCAGGGGCGGCUCGUCUGGGGAGACUUUGA
This is a messenger RNA of Aphis gossypii (cotton aphid), 1461 nucleotides long. RefSeq lists its product as uncharacterized. NCBI's taxonomy places the organism in Eukaryota, Metazoa, Arthropoda, Insecta, Hemiptera, Aphididae. Bases 1 to 1461 code for a protein of 486 amino acids. The transcript has 3 exons. The record is from RefSeq and is a predicted model, not a curated record.